UCCAUAGAAGUUGCAAAUCAAACAUACGUAGAAGAAUGUACUGUUGGUCUUUCUAUUUAGUGGUGCAGAAGUGAGGAGACAUGUGCUAUUGCAGGUGUCAUUUGAAGAUGUGGCUGUGGACAUUACUCAGGAGGAAUGGCAGAGCAUGGACAAUACUCAGAGGACCCUGUACAGGGAUGUCAUGCUUGAGACCUAUAGCAAUCUGCUGUCCGUGGUAACAGGGUACUACAUAACAAAACCUGAUGUGAUCUUCAACUUGGAACAAGAAUCAGUACCAUGGACAAUGGAAAAAUCUGUUAACCAGCAGCUUCCAGAUCCUUGCAGAAAGAAUGAGCUGCUUGGAACUAAUCAGGAAAAUCAAGAAACCACCUUCAGGCAACCUGAUGAAAUGUCACUUGGGAAUAAGCAUGCCUCUGAUGUUCCUGAGAACAAACUCCAAUGUGGGGAAAAUCUCAGUCAGCAUGAUGAUACGGACACUUGUAAGCAGUGUUUUGAACACAAUGGGAAAGGAAAAACUUUCAGCAAGAAGACGUUCCUUAAGUGUGAAAAAAUUUGUAUCAAAGACCCAUGUAAUGACCCUCUCAUUGUAGGAGCAACAAUUCAGGUUGAGAAGAAAAUGUUCCAUAGCAAUCUGUAUUUUGGCAAGCAUCAACAAACACACUCAGGAAAGAAAUUCCAUGAACAUUUCAAGAGUGAGCAAUGUAUUAGUAGUAAAAGAGAGCUCAAAAUAAAUCAGAUAAUCCAAACAGCAAAAAGUCACUAUAUAUGUCGCUACUGCAAACAGUCUUUUAGCUGUAAAUCUUGCUUUACCACCAAACAGAGAAGUGACAUAGAAAGUUUCUGUGUAUGCAAUGAAUGUAAAAAAAACAUAUACAAGAAAUCAGAACUCGCUAGAGAUAAGAUACUUCCCACUGAGGACAAACCGUAUGAACGUAAUAAACUUGUGAAAUCCUUUUGCACUCAAUCAGGUCUCAUUAGACAUCAGAGAAUUCACACAGGGGAAAAACCCUAUAAAUGUAAUGAGUGUGCAAAAACCUUUUUCAAGCAAUCAAUUCUCAAUAAACAUCAGAGAAUUCACACAGGGGAAAAACCCUAUAAAUGUAAUGAGUGUGGAAAAACCUUUUUCAAGCCAUCAGUUCUCAUUAAACAUCAGAGAAUUCAUACAGGGGAAAAACCUUAUGAUUGUAAUGAAUGUGGGAAAUCUUUUUGUCAAAAGUCAUCCCUGAUCAUACAUCGGAGAACCCACACAGGUGAAAAACCUCACAAGUGUAGUGAGUGUGGGAAAGCUUUCUGUCGGAAGUCACAUCUAAUCAUGCAUCAGAGAAUCCACACAGGGGAAAAAGCUUAUGAAUGUAGUGAGUGUGGGAAAGCCUUUUGCCAGCAGUCAGGUCUCAUUGUACAUCAGAGAAUUCACACAGGGGAGAAACCUUAUAAAUGUAGUGAGUGCGGAAAAGCUUUUUGUCACAAGCCAUCCCUAAAUGCACAUCAGAGAACCCACACAGGGGAAAAAGCUUAUGAAUGUAGUGAGUGUGGGAAAGCCUUUUGCCAGCAGUCAGGUCUCAUUGUACAUCAGAGAAUUCACACAGGGGAAAAACCUUAUAAAUGUAGUGAAUGUGGAAAAGGUUUUUGUCAUAAGUCAUACCUAAUCACACAUCAGAGAAUUCACACAGGAGAAAAACCUUAUAAAUGCAGUGAGUGUGGAAAAGCUUUUUGUCACAAGUCAUACCUAAUCAUACACCAGAAAAUCCACACAGGAGAAAAAGAUUAUGAAUGUAAUGAGUGUGGAAAAGGCUUUUAUCAGCAGUCAGGUCUCAUUAGACAUCAGAGAAUUCACACAGGGGAAAAACCUUAUAAAUGUAGUGAGUGUGGAAAAGGUUUUUGUCACAAGUCACACCUGAUCACACAUCAGAGAAUUCACACAGGUGAAAAACCCUACAAAUGUAGGGAGUGUGGAAAAGCGUUUUGCACACAGUCAGUUCUCAUUAGACAUCAGAGGAUCCACACAGGAGAAAAACCUUAUAAAUGUAGUGAAUGUGGAAAAGCUUUUUGUCAAAAGUCUCACCUAAUCAUACAUCAGAGAAUUCACACAGGAGAAAAACCUUAUAAAUGUAGGGAGUGUGGAAAAGCUUUUUGUCAAAAGUCAUCCCUGAACAUACAUCAGAGAAUCCACACAGGGGAAAAACCUUAUGAAUGUGUUGAGUGUGGGAAAGCCUUUUGCCAUAAAUCAGACCUAAUAAAUCAUCAUAGAGUUCACACAAGACAGAAACUUUUUCAAUAUGAUGAGUAUGGAAAGUCUUUUUGCUAGCAGAGUUAUUACAUGAGCAAAUUCUCAUGCCUGAACAGUGUUGAAAAAUUGAUACACAAAAGAUUGAUUUUAAUAGAAAGCAAAAACUGACAUAGGUUUACAA
This is a messenger RNA of Ochotona princeps (American pika), 2408 nucleotides long. Its product is annotated as zinc finger protein 260-like. The coding region runs from base 146 to 2305 and encodes 719 amino acids. The record is from RefSeq and is a predicted model, not a curated record. The transcript has 4 exons. NCBI's taxonomy places the organism in Eukaryota, Metazoa, Chordata, Mammalia, Lagomorpha, Ochotonidae. Gene Ontology annotation, molecular function: DNA-binding transcription factor activity, RNA polymerase II-specific; RNA polymerase II cis-regulatory region sequence-specific DNA binding. Gene Ontology annotation, biological process: regulation of immune system process; negative regulation of transcription by RNA polymerase II; regulation of cytokine production.